Chelmon rostratus (copperband butterflyfish) is the source of this 3922-nucleotide messenger RNA. RefSeq names its product zinc finger CCCH domain-containing protein 7B-like. NCBI's taxonomy places the organism in Eukaryota, Metazoa, Chordata, Actinopteri, Chaetodontiformes, Chaetodontidae. The record is from RefSeq and is a predicted model, not a curated record. Gene Ontology annotation, molecular function: protein binding; miRNA binding; metal ion binding. The coding region runs from base 219 to 3371 and encodes 1050 amino acids. Gene Ontology annotation, biological process: miRNA processing. The transcript is spliced from 23 exons.
GCUGAGCUGCUGGGAAUCGAAACUUAAGCGGGGAGCGUUAAAUCCGACCAGGACCCUCGGCGGGUUUCCUCCUCCGCGGCUCGCUGUCAGCCACCGUCAGCUCCACCGCUCACCGGCCCACACUUCUCCCGUCUUUCCCUCCUCUCGGACUCCAAAUGACACGCUUGUAAACUUUGCUUCGGUUCAAUGAACUUCCUCACUUCAUCAGUGAACAAGCGAUGGACCCUGCCAGAGUGAAACGCAAAGAGGAGAUCAGCAAAUCUCUGGCAUUCAUACAGUCUCCCCUUGCUUAUCCAGAUCCUGAGGGCUAUCAGGAAUUCCUGACCCGGUUGGUGUGCAACCUGCUCGAUGAGGGCAACGCCUUGUUCAGAGAUGGAGAGUGGGAGCAGGCGGCCAGAGAGUUCACUGAAGGCUUGAAUGUCUCACUCUACGCUGCAGCAGAGGACCUCCACAUCUCCGAGGUGCUGCUGGAGAGCCUGUAUGUCAACCGGGCUGCUGCCUACCACAGUAUGGCUGAAUACGACCAAGCCGUGACGGACUGCGACAGAGCUCUGGAAGUGUGUAAGGAAAGCCGCAGGGCUCUGUACAGGAAGGCACUUUGCCUGAAGGAGCUUGGGAAGUACAGGGAGGCCUACGACUGCACCACCGACUGUCUGCUCAUCAGCCGUCUGGACAAACAGGUGAAUGAGCUCGCACAGGAGCUGGCCGUCCACCUUGGACUAAAAAUUCGAAAACCCUAUGUCAGCGCAAAGGAGGACACACUCAUCAGGAGAGAGGUCACAAAUGGAGGCACGACUCCUGAAGCCAUCAAGGUUCCCGAUGCUCAUUCAGGAAAUGGUGUGAAUCCUCUGAGCGGCCUUGCACCAGUCAGCUUUUCCAGCAUGUCUCCGUCCCCCGUUCCCUCCACCACUCCUGACGCAGUGGACUCUUUGGAGGACGAGCUGAUGGGUGAUGACUUGGACUGCCUGCUCGACUGCUUCCCUAAUGAGCAGGAGCCAGCUGAGACCCACACCCAGGUGGCACUCUCAGCCCCCAGUAGGACAUCAACUUGCACACACACAGUCCCGUUUGUCCUGCCCCCUCCAACGCCCCAGCUACCCCCGGCCUUCUUCAGCUCAGUCGUCAGCCAGCUCAACUCCCUGGACUCCUUUUCAGGCGGCGGACUCGGCACCACAGCGGCGACGCUGGAUGCGCUGGACGACCUCCGGACCUCUGGAAUCGGAGGCGGCGGAGGCGUUCCGAACUUAGGCCUGACCUCCACGGCGCUGGAUGCUCUGGAUGGCCUGGAUUCCCUGGAUGACUUCUCGGAUCCGAUUCCAAAUGCUGCUGCCGCCAAGAGUGAAUCCCAAACAGAACUGGGCGCAGGGGAAAAGUCCCUUGAUGAUUUGCUAGAUGAACUCGAUCCCCUGGACGCUGUUUCUAAACCAGCUGGUCUGAGGGGUGAUGUCCCUAAACUCGGUGUGAAAGCUGUGGACCAGCUUGACUCCCUUGAUGUCCUGGACUCGUUCCCCUCAGAAGAAGGUGGUGUGGCAGCUUUGCCAGCAGUCUCCAUUGGGUUAACAGGCCUGGACUUGCUCUCUAGUUUCCGCUCAGCCGGUAUCACAGGCUCUCAAGGUGCUGCAGCUCCUGUAACACGAUCUCCAAAGAAUAACUACAAAGUAACAAAGGAGAGGAACAACCAAUCGCAGGUUUCUGUCUACAAUCCCCUGUCCUCCACCCACGAGUUCCUGCAGGCCUGCUCGGCCUGUUUCCCUCGGAAAGGUAAAGGGAUAUACACGUUCGUUCACAUGCCCGACCUGGUCCACAGCUGUAAGCGAGACAUUCUGUUAUGUAGACGGAAGGCAGCGCAUCCUUCGGAGUGGACCAGAGUGCGUCAGCUUCCUGCCAACACUUCCUUCAACGGGCCGUUUGUACUAUGCAAGGAGCUGCUGAAGUCCGGGGAUCUGGGCCUGUGUUUUUACGGCGAGAAAUGCAUGUUUGCCUACAACCAGCUGGAGAUCGACGUUUGGACGGAAGAGAGGAAGGGGACGCUGGACAGAAACCUGCUGUUUGAAACAGCAGCUGGCAGACUGGACCCUGCAAACAGCAUCAUACGCCUUCUCCACGAAAACAAGGGCAGGUUCCUGUUCCUCUGUCAGCAAUGCUAUGACAGUAAACCCAGAAUUAUCAGCGAGCGCUGCAAGGACAAGCCCACCAUCUGCUCGAACUUGGACGCUCGCCACGCCUUCGAUGCCAAUAAGUGCUUGGCGUUCAUGGUGAGGACCCACAGUGUGCACUACAGCAAGGUCCGCCCGCUGAGCGUCAGGUGCUGCUUGGAUUUGUGCCGCCAAGCCAUCCGAUACGGCUGCCAGAGAGAGGACAGCUGCUUUUAUGCCCACUCGGUCAUAGAGCUCAAAACGUGGAGGGUGCAGCGGGACACAGGUAUCAGCCCUGAUGAGAUUGUCAAAGUAUCCACACGGUAUUUUGACAAACAGGAGCAAAACUCAAGCAAACAGAAAGGAAAUAGAUUGUCUUCCGGAGGUGGUGGCAGCAAACCAAGAGGAGGAGCAGGAGCUGGGAGGAGUCUCAACAUGAAGAUGAAGUUUGUCUGUGCUCAGUGCUGGUCGGGCGGCCUGAUCAGUGAACCUGACAGAGCCCUCAAGUACUGCACUGCCAAGGCCCGACACGCGUGGACUAAAGAGAGACGGAUAUUGUUGGUCAAGUCGCUGGAGAGAAGCAAAUGGGUUCAGGUCCGACCGCUGCCACAUGUCAAGAACUUCCCUUUGCAGUACGAUAUGUGUACCCAGAUUUUGGAGAAAAGGAAAUGUAACUACACGGGGAAAUGCACCUUUGCCCACAGCCAAGAGGAGAAGGAGAUGUGGAUGUAUAUGAAGAAAAAUGACCUGCUGGACAUGCAGCAGGUAUACAACAUGUGGCUGGUAUUAAACAACCAGAGCCGCCAAACAGAUGGAUCCGUGCUCACCCAGCCCGUCCCAGAAGAGAAAUGCAUCGUCAUGCCAACUGACUGCGCUGAGCCAAUGAGUGGCCUCCACUGCCGUCUGUGCGGUAAGCACAGCAACGGUGAGCGGCAGUGGCAGCAGCACAUCUCGUCUGAGAAGCACAAGGACCGAGUGUUCAGCUGUGAGGGAGAAGACGAAGCCCUGACGUGGAGCUACCGCUUCCCUGGCACUUGCUUUGAACUCUGCCCCAAGUCAGAUGGCGGCUGUCCCGACGGCGUGAGCUGCGACUACGCCCACAGUCCGGAGGAGCUGCAGGAGUGGACCGAGAGACGGGACUUCCUGCGCCAGAAGCUGGCCAAAGCCAGGGAAGACAUGCUCAUCAUGCCUGAUGAGUUUGACUUUGGGAAGUUCAACUUUCUUCUUCAGGACUGAGAAGAAAUGCUUUUAAUUUUGUGAGCCAUUUUUGUAACUGCCAAACUAGUAUUUUAAUACGAUAAUCAGCAGGUGACGGGAUUAAACUAGCAGCAGGUGGAAAUUUGCCAGUAGAUCACUUGACACAUGAAGCAUGUUUAUUUGCAUUUUAAAACAUGCCAUAUACUCUUCACUUUAAAUUGGUAAAUAUUUUCAUUUCUUCUGUCAUGGGACAUUUUCCGAGCUACCUGUAUUGCUCAUGUCUGUUCAGUUAAAACACCAAUAAUAAAAACACAGCAGAUGGAAACACACACAGUUCCUCAAAGAAUAUUCGAAAAGAGAUUUAACCAUACAUGCAGCCUUUUUUGUGUUCUGGGUGACAUUCAUAAUUUUCUUAUACUGUUUUUUUCUUUUCCCUUCUGUUUGUGUCUGAGGAGGGAGUGUUAAGAGAGCAUUCGCUCCAGGGUUCACUUAAAGAGGAUAUUUAAAGCCUUAACUGUAGGAUACUGUACUCCCUACACAUGAUUUCUCAAAGUUUUAACCUUUGACAUGAAUUAAAAUGGUCACAGUCA